This is a messenger RNA of Mercenaria mercenaria, 1855 nucleotides long. RefSeq lists its product as uncharacterized. Bases 80 to 1855 code for a protein of 591 amino acids. The transcript is spliced from 16 exons. The record is from RefSeq and is a predicted model, not a curated record. NCBI's taxonomy places the organism in Eukaryota, Metazoa, Mollusca, Bivalvia, Venerida, Veneridae.
CAAGAGCUCAAACGGAACAGUGGACAAUCAUGUUUCACAUGAAAAUAUGAUACUGUAAUGUCGGCAAUCAAAAUUAAGCAUGUUGAACGCUAAACUCCUGUUGCUGAUCAUCACUCUAAACAUCCAAGCUCGGAUAUCAACAUGCGAUGUUCAUAUGUUCGUAAGUCCAGCUGGAUCAGACAAGAAUGAUGGGCUCUCAGACAGAAUACCAUUGAAAUCUAUACAUCAAGCUUUGACAAAUGCAAAACAGACAAAGUACAAAAAUGAGACACUUUACAUAGAGUUGAUGCCCGGUUAUCAUGAUCUCCAAAAGACAUUGGUUAUUUCACGAAGUAACACGAUAUUACGGUCAUACAAACAGCUGGAAGUGCAUGUGACCGGUGGUCGACAAAUUCCUGUUACCAGCAUCAAGCAUGUGACUGACAAAGCCAUACUUUCACGAUUGCCAGCAAGUGCUCGUCAGCAUGUACGUGUGGUUAAUUUACGCGAUCUGAACAUCACGAACUUUGGAAAGAUGGACAAAUACGGUUCUAAUGCGAGACGAAGUUCACCAUUUGAGGUCUUCUUUAAUGGACAACCUCUUCACCUUGCAAGAUGGCCAAACGAUGGAUACUUGGAUAUAGUUGAACUUCCGGAUGGAAAGAGUGGCAUGCGUUUCCGCUACAAUUCUACAGUUCCGCACUCAUGGCAAAAUGAAAGUGAUCCAUGGACGUACGGAUACUGGUAUGCCGGCUGGACUGACGGUGCCGUAAAAGUAAAGUCUAUGAAUGUCAACACAAAGAUAAUCACACUAGCAGAAAAACCACCCCAUGGCUUUAGGUCCCUUGGUCACUGGCAGGCUUAUCAAGAAGGCAAGUCAUUACAGGAUGGCGGUUACUUCCGGUUUAUCAAUAUUCUGUCAGAACUUGACCAGCCGGGAGAAUAUUAUUUGGACAGAGACAGCGCAAAGUUGUAUAUGUGGGUACCAAAUCAUGAUGGCAGUGUCAAAUCAUCGGAUAGGAUCUACAUUUCAAUGAUUAACGACUGCAUUGAUAUCUAUCAUUCGGCCACGAAUGUCCAUUUGGAAGACUUUACCAUUGAGGCCUGCCGGAGAGCUGCCGUAUUUGCUCGUGGUGUUCAAAAAGUAAAAUUGUAUAAAAUGGAAAUUCGAAAUACCGGUCACAUAGCUUUAAGGUUUGCUUGGAAUUCGAUGAAAUGUGAGAUUCUGCAAUGUUACAUACAUGAUACCUGCGGAGGAAUUAAUAUGAAUGGUGGCAAUAGACACGAUCUGGAAUCAUCGGGUAAUAUUAUCGAAAAUAAUGAAAUAGUUCGAACGGCUCGUGUAGGCACAGCAGGGAACGAUGCUAUAAUAAUUAGUGGGGAUGGACACAUCGUUAGAAACAACCAUAUCUACGACAGUCAGGCUGGGGCUAUCAAUUUUGCAGGCAAUGACUUUAUUUUUGAAUACAACUUGAUACAUGACGUAUGUAAAAGCUUAACCAGCUGCAAUGCCAUUCGUACAGGCUACGACUGGACAUAUCGUGGCAACAUUAUCCGGUACAACACAAUACACCAUUCACUAAGACAAGCCCCUGGGGGAAGUAAUAAAGCGAUAUAUAUUGAUGCCCAAGGAUCCGGAACAAGUAUCAUGUAUAACAUAUUCUAUGAUAACGAUGUCCAUGUUCACAUAGGAGGAGGUCGUUACAACGAAAUAAUUAACAAUGUCAUGUAUAAUGCCACAUAUAGCAGCAUUGGCGUAGACAGCCGUGGGACAAAUCAUCGAGGUGAUAGCGGACUUUAUAACCAUUUGCAUGUACGGAUGAGUUUUAUUACAGGCGAUUGGACUUUGUUCGGUCCUAUUUUGUUGUUGAAAUGA